Molecule: messenger RNA, 2219 nt
Organism: Physcomitrium patens
Lineage: Eukaryota; Viridiplantae; Streptophyta; Bryopsida; Funariales; Funariaceae
Product: putative methylenetetrahydrofolate reductase (NADH)
Biological process (GO): tetrahydrofolate interconversion
Cellular component (GO): cytosol
Molecular function (GO): FAD binding; methylenetetrahydrofolate reductase [NAD(P)H] activity
Source: RefSeq, a predicted model, not a curated record
CACGCAGUCUUCUUUCCCUGCGUCUAGAUUUCCCCUCUCUGAAUAUACACCUCCUUCACAUUCUACCUCGUUCACUUCGAUUUUGUUGGGUUCUUGGUUUAUUCCCCUCCUUUGAUGGCCAACACUUGAUAACUUGGGUGACCACAGAUGCUUGUUGCCAGUCUCCAAUCUUCUCGUCUAUCUUCCCAUCUUCAUCUCCCAAGCCAGAUCUAGGUUCAAGAGGAGCGGGGGUUGAAGCGAGAGGUAAUAGAGAUCUGCAGCCAUGAAGGUUAUUGACAAGAUCAACAAUGGUCUGGCGGGCGGCAAUGUUGUGUUCUCCUUCGAGUUCUUCCCGCCCAAGACCGAAGAGGGAGUUGAGAAUUUGUUCGACAGGAUGGAUCGCAUGGUCAGGCACCAGCCUGCGUUUUGUGACAUCACUUGGGGUGCUGGGGGGUCGACGUCCGCUAUCACUCUUGACAUUGCUAACAAGAUGCAGAAUAUGAUCUGUGUCGAGACAAUGAUGCAUCUUACCUGCACGAACAUGCUUGUGGAGACGCUUGACAAUGCACUUGACAACGUCAAGUCGAAUGGCAUUCAGAAUAUUCUUGCUCUUCGCGGUGAUCCUCCACAUGGCCAGGAUAAAUUUGUGACCAUCGACGGAGGAUUUUCCUGCGCGUUGGAUCUGGUGAGGCACAUCAAAGAUAAGUACGGUGACUACUUCGGAAUUACCGUAGCUGGAUAUCCUGAGGCUCAUCCUGACGUGAUUGGUGAAGAUGGAAUUGCAUCUGAAGAAGCCUAUAAGAAAGAUCUUGCGUAUUUGAAGGAAAAGUGUGAUGCAGGGGGAGAGGUUAUUGUUACGCAGCUGUUCUACGACACUGAUAUCUUUUUAAAGUUUGUGAAUGAUUGCCGUCAAAUUGGCAUCAAGGCACCCGUGGUUCCUGGUAUCAUGCCUAUUCAAAACUACAAAGGGUUUCUUCGCAUGACCAGUUUGUGUAAGACUAAGGUGCCAGCUGAGAUCAUGGCUACAUUGGAGCCUAUCAAGGACAACGACGAAGCAGUCAGAGCAUAUGGUAUUCACUUGGGCACAGAAAUGUGUAAGAAGAUCUUGGCGCAUGACAUUAGAACACUGCACUUGUACUCUCUGAAUUUGGAGAAGUCCGUUCUCGGCAUCUUACAGAACUUGGGGUUAAUUGACUUCAGUAAGGUCACUCGCCCAUUGCCGUGGAGGCCUCCCACCAACAGCAAGCGCACGAAGGAGGACGUGCGUCCAAUCUUCUGGGCGAACCGACCGAGAAGUUAUAUCUCACGAACUACCAGCUGGGAUGAGUUCCCCCGUGGCAGAUGGGGAGACACUGGCAACCCUGCCUACGGCAGCUUCAGUGAUCAUCAAUUUUUGAGGAAGAAAACUCGCAGCAAGAAAUUGCAGAAGGAGUGGGCAGUCCCUUUGAACUCAUGUGAAGAUGUUAACCAGAUUUUUGCCAAGUACUGUCAGGGAACAUUGAGCACUCAUCCAUGGUCAGAGUUGGAAGGUCUGCAGCCUGAGACUUCACAGAUCAAUGAUAAGUUGGUUGCUCUUAACACGCAAGGGUUCUUGACUAUCAAUAGCCAACCUGCGGUCAAUGGCGAGAAGUCGGAUUCCCCAAGUGUUGGAUGGGGGGGUCCAGGUGGAUAUGUUUAUCAGAAGGCAUAUGUUGAGUUUUUCUGUUCACCUGAGAAGCUUCAAGCUGUGAUUGAGAAAGCAAAGUCAAAUCCAUCCUUGACUUUCAUUGCAGUCAAUGCUAAAGGAGAAACUCAAUCCAACAUUGGACCCAACUGUGUCAACGCUGUCACAUGGGGUGUUUUCCCUGCCAAGGAGGUGAUCCAGCCAACAGUAGUUGAUCCAGUAAGUUUCAUGGUGUGGAAGGACGAGGCCUUCCAGACUUGGGACCAUGAAUGGGCUGCGCUCUAUUCGGAGGAGGAUUCUUCGCGCAAGAUUCUUUCUGAGAUCAAGGACUCUUACUUCUUGGUCAGCAUGGUAGAUAAUGACUACAUUAACGGCGACCUGUUCGCUGUUUUUGCCACAUUGUAACUUCUCCAUCAAUCACAAUGCCACCCGCACAAGUUCUGGAAACUGAGUGGCUUUUAUAUGAUUUGCCUGCUUGGAGUGGAUGCUUGUGCGAGUCCAGGCAUUGGGUUCGGUCGAAUUGGGAUUGAAACGAUGAAAAUAAAGUGCAUUUGGUGCUACGUCAUUUGCUUCGUCA